Messenger RNA from Aspergillus puulaauensis, 1494 nucleotides. Its product is annotated as alpha-L-arabinofuranosidase B. Gene Ontology annotation, molecular function: alpha-L-arabinofuranosidase activity. Lineage: Eukaryota; Fungi; Ascomycota; Eurotiomycetes; Eurotiales; Aspergillaceae. The transcript has a single exon. Gene Ontology annotation, biological process: arabinan metabolic process; pectin catabolic process; L-arabinose metabolic process. Bases 1 to 1494 code for a protein of 497 amino acids. The record is from RefSeq and is a predicted model, not a curated record.
AUGUCUUCACGCACUGCUCUAUAUCUCGCCCUCACCUCCGUUGCUGCUGCCGCCCCCUGUGACAUCUACUCCUCCGGCGGCACACCCUGCAUCGCCGCCCACAGCACCACCCGAGCCCUAUACAGCUCCUUCAGCGGCGCCCUGUACCAGGUGCAGCGCGACUCCGACGGCUCUACAACCACCAUAUCCCCCCUAUCCGCCGGAGGGGUCGCAGACUCUGCCACCCAAGACACCUUCUGCAGCGGCACAACCUGCCUCAUCACCAUAAUCUACGACCAGUCCGGCCAGGGCAACCACCUCACCCAAGCACCGCCAGGAGGCUUCGACGGGCCCGAAUCCAAUGGGUACGACAACCUGGCCAGCGCCAUCGGCGCCCCUGUAACCGUCAACGGAAACAAAGCCUACGGCGUCUUCGUCUCGCCGGGAACCGGGUACCGCAAUAACGAGGCCGCGGGGACAGCCACGGGCGAUGAGGCGGAGGGGAUGUACGCCGUGAUCGACGGCACGCAUUAUAACGACGGGUGCUGCUUCGACUACGGCAAUGCCGAGACGAACAGUCUGGACACGGGGAAUGGGCAUAUGGAGGCGAUUUACUUCGGGACGAAUACGGCCUGGGGGUCUGGCGCUGGCAGUGGGCCGUGGCUUAUGGCGGAUCUUGAGAAUGGGCUGUUCUCUGGUCGGAGUGCCAGUAGUAAUAGCGGGGACCCGUCUAUCUCGGAUAGAUUCUUUACUUCUGUCCUGAAGGGGGGACCGGAUCAGUGGGCUAUUCGCGGGGCGAGUGCUGUUUCUGGGUCGUUGGAUACGUAUUAUAGUGGUGUGCGGCCGGAUGCGGAUGGGUAUAACCCUAUGAGUAAAGAGGGGGCUAUUAUCCUCGGGAUUGGCGGUGAUAACAGCGUCAGCGCCCAAGGGACUUUCUAUGAAGGGGUCAUGACAUCGGGGUAUCCGUCUGAUGAGACUGAGGACGCAGUGCAGGCUGAUAUCGUCGCGGCCAAGUACGCCACUGCGCCGUUGACGAGCGGCGACGCACUCACGGCUGGCUCCUCGAUUUCGAUCCGUGCGACGACAGCUUGUUGCACGACGCGGUAUCUGGCGCAUACGGAUUCAACUAUAAACACGCAGGUCGUAUCCUCGUCUAGCAGUGCAGCCCUAAAGCAACAAGCCAGCUGGACCGUGCGGACGGGACUCGGAAACAGCGCCUGCUUCUCGUUUGAGUCUGUCGAUACGCCGGGUAGUUAUAUCCGACACGCGGACUUUGCACUGCUGCUGGGUGAAGAUGAUGGGUCGAAGCUGUUUGCUGAGGACGCGACGUUUUGUCCGCAGGAGGGUCUGAAUGGGGAGGGCAGUGCGAUUCGGGCGUGGAGUUAUCCGACGAGGUACUUCAGGCACUUUGACAAUGUGCUUUAUAUUGCGAGUAACGGGGGAGUGCAUGAGUUUGAUGCGGCGGCGUCGUUUACUGAUGAUGUUAGUUGGGUGGUGGGCGAUGGCUUUGCUUAA